GUCCUUGAUGAAGGUGGACGACGCUCCACUCUGAGAAUCAGUGACCUGAGAGAGAGCGACUCAGCUGAGUAUCGCUUCACAUUCACAGCAGGAAGCUUUGAAUGGGGGAGGAGUUUACCUGCUACAACUCUGACUGUCACAGAUCCAGAUCUGCAGGUGCAGGUGAGAACAUAUUCAUAUUCUACCUGGGCUGAGCUGACGUGUCACAGCAGUUGUCGUCUACCUGCUCGUCCUUCCUUCGUCUGGUACAAAAAUGGAGAGAAAAUUGAGACACAAACAUCUUCUUCUUAUUCAGGAUACUUUGGUUAUGCAGACAGUUAUUCCUGUGCUGUAGCAGGACAUGAGGAUUCCCCCUCUCCUCCAGUGUGUGUUCGUGGUCAAUCCUGCAACAAAGUGACGUACGCUCACAGACGCAUCUGUGCCUUCAAAGGCUCAUCAGUGGACAUUUCGUGCACUUACAACAGUUAUGAAAGUAUCAGGUCUACAUUCUGGUUCAGUCCUGGACGUAGUCUCCAGUGGCAGAGUCCCUCACAGGUGGACUCUCAGCAUCGUGUUCAGGUCCUUGAUGAAGGUGGAGGACGCUCCACUCUGAGAAUCAGUGACCUGAGAGAGAGCGACUCAGCUGAGUAUCGCUUCACAUUCACAGCAGGAAGCUUUGAAUGGGGGAGGAGUUUACCUGCUACAACUCUGACUGUCACAGAUGUGCAGGUUCAGGUGAGCAGAAUAUCAGUCAGUCAGUCUUAUACUGAGGCAGAGCUGAAGUGUCACAGCAGCUGCAGUCCAGCAGCUCGUCUUUCCUACGUCUGGUUCAGGAAUGGAACGAAAAUCUCAGGGGUGGAAACGUCUUCUUAUAAAGAUGGCUUUUAUGUGGGAGACGUCGUCUCUUGUGCUCUGAAAGGACAUGAGGAUUACGUCUCUGCCUCAGUGUUGGUACAGGGUCAGGAUGGCUGGGCAGCGACUUACACUCCUACUGAGAUCUGUGCCUUGAAAGGAUCAACAGUGGACAUGAGAUGCACCUACACAUACCCAUCCAGGAUGAAUGGCCUGAAAACCACCGUUGAGAGAACACUGUGGUUUACUAAAAUUCAUGGAAAUUUCCCUACUGAUCUCAUAACAGACCCACAGUAUUCAGGUCGUGUACAGUACAAGCGUUAUGAGAAGAGCUGCACUCUGAGAAUCACAGACCUGAGAGAGAGCGACUCAGCUGAGUACAAGUUCAGGUUCAUAACAAACAAACUUAAUGGGAGAUACACUGGUUCACCUGGAGUUAUUUUGUCUGUCACAGAUCUGCAGGUGCAGGUGAGACCAUCGUCAUUUUCUUCCUGGGCUGACCUGACGUGUCACAGCAGUUGUCGUCUACCUGCUCGUCCUUCCUACGUCUGGUACAAAAAUGGAGAGAAAAUUGAGACACAAACAUCUUCUUCUUAUUCAGGAUACUUUGAUGAUGUAAACAGUUAUUCCUGUGCUGUAGCAGGACAUGAGGAUUCCCCCUCUCCUCCAGUGUGUGUUCGUGGUCAAUCCUGCAACAAAGUGACGUACGCUGACAGACGCAUCUGUGCCUUCAAAGGCUCAUCAGUGGACAUUUCUUGCACUUACAACAGUUAUGAAGCUAUCAGGUCUAAAUGGUGGUCCAGUCCUGGACGUUGUCACCAGUGGCAGAGUCCCUCACAGCUGGACUCUCAGCGUCGUGUUCAGGUCCUUGAUGAAGGUGGAGGACGCUCCACUCUGAGAAUCAGUGACCUGAGAGAGAGCGACUCAGCUGAGUAUCGCUUCACAUUCACAGCAGGAAGCUUUAAAUGGGGGAGGAGUUUACCUGCUACAACUCUGACUGUCACAGAUGUGCAGGUUCAGGUGAGCAGAAUAUCAGUCAGUCAGUCUUAUACUGAGGCAGAGCUGAAGUGUCACAGCAGCUGCAGUCCAGCAGCUCGUCUUUCCUACGUCUGGUUCAGGAAUGGAACGAAAAUCUCAGGGGUGGAAACGUCUUCUUAUAAAGAUGGCUUUUAUGUGGGAGACGUCGUCUCUUGUGCUCUGAAAGGACAUGAGGAUUACGUCUCUGCCUCAGUGUUGGUACAGGGUCAGGAUGGCUGGGCAGCGACUUACACUCCUACUGAGAUCUGUGCCUUAAGAGGAUCAACAGUGGACAUGAGAUGCACCUACACAUACCCAUCCAGUAUGAAUGGCCUGAAAACCACUGUUGAGAAAACAUACUGGUUUGUUAAAAUGAACAGAAAUGAACCUUUGGAUCUGACAACAGACCCACAGUAUUCAGGUCGUGUGGAUGUUCAGUGUGGUGACAACGACUGCACUCUGAGAAUCACAGACCUGAGAGAGAGCGACUCAGCUGAGUACAAGUUCAUGUUCAUAACAAACCAACCUGGUCGUAGAUUUUCUGCUUCACCUGGAGUCACUUUGUCUGUCACAGAUCCAGAUCUGCAGGUGCAGGUGAGACCAUCUUCAUCUUCUACCUGGGCUGAGCUGACGUGUCACAGCAGUUGUCAUCUACCUGCUCGUCCUUCCUUCGUCUGGUACAAAAAUGGAGAGAAAAUUGAGACACAAACAUCUUCUUCUUAUUCAGGAUACUUUGGUUAUGCAGACAGUUAUUCCUGUGCUGUAGCAGGACAUGAGGAUUCCCCCUCUCCUCCAGUGUGUGUUCGUGGUCAAUCCUGCAACAAAGUGACGUACGCUGACAGACGCAUCUGUGCCUUCAAAGGCUCAUCAGUGGACAUUUCUUGCUCUUACAACAGUUAUGAAGCUAUCAGGUCUAAAUGGUGGUCCAGUCCUGGACGUAGUCUCCAGUGGCAGAGUCCCUCACAGCUGGACUCUCAGCAUCGUGUUCAGGUCCUUGAUGAAGGUGGAGGACGCUCCACUCUGAGAAUCAGUGACCUGAGAGAGAGCGACUCAGCUGAGUAUCGCUUCACAUUCACAGCAGGAAGCUUUGAAUGGGGGAGGAGUUUACCUGCUACAACUCUGACUGUCACAGAUCCAGAUCUGCAGGUGCAGGUGAGACCAUCAUUGUUUUAUAUCUGGGCUGAGCUGACGUGUCACAGCAGUUGUCGUCUACCUGCUCGUCCUUCCUACGUCUGGUACAGAAAUGGAGAGAAAAUUCAGAAACAAACAUCUUCUUCUUAUUCAAGAUACUUUGAUGAUGUAAACAGUUAUUCCUGUGCUGUAGCAGGACAUGAGGAUUCCCCCUCUCCUCCAGUGUGUGUUCGUGGUCAAUCCUGCAACAAAGUGACGUACGCUGACAGACGCAUCUGUGCCUUCAAAGGCUCAUCAGUGGACAUUUCUUGCUCUUACAACAGUUAUGAAGCUAUCAGGUCUAAAUUGUGGUUCAGUCCUGGACGUAGUCUCCAGUGGCAGAGUCCCUCACAGCUGGACUCUCAGCGUCGUGUUCAGGUCCUUGAUGAAGGUGGAGGACGCUCCACUCUGAGAAUCAGUGACCUGAGAGAGAGCGACUCAGCUGAGUAUCGCUUCACAUUCACAGCAGGAAGCUUUGAAUGGGGGAGGAGUUUACCUGCUACAACUCUGACUGUCACAGAUGUGCAGGUUCAGGUGAGCAGAAUAUCAGUCAGUCAGUCUUAUACUGAGGCAGAGCUGAAGUGUCACAGCAGCUGCAGUCCAGCAGCUCGUCUUUCCUACGUCUGGUUCAGGAAUGGAACGAAAAUCUCAGGGGUGGAAACGUCUUCUUAUAAAGAUGGCUUUUAUGUGGGAGACGUCGUCUCUUGUGCUCUGAAAGGACAUGAGGAUUACGUCUCUGCCUCAGUGUUGGUACAGGGUCAGGAUGGCUGGGCAGCGACUUACACUCCUACUGAGAUCUGUGCCUUAAGAGGAUCAACAGUGGACAUGAGAUGCACCUACACAUACCCAUCCAGUAUGAAUGGCCCUAAAACCACCGUUAGGAGAACAUUCUGGUUUGCUCGACAGGAUGGAAAUGGACCUGUGGAUCUGACAACAGACCCACAGUAUUCAAGUCGUGUGGAUGUUCAGUGUGGUGACAACGACUGCACUCUGAGAAUCACAGACCUGAGAGAGAGCGACUCAGCUGAGUACAAGUUCAGGUUCAUAACAAACCAACCUGCUGGCUUAUAUUCUGCUUCACCUGGAGUCACUUUGUCUGUCACAGAUCUGCAGGUGCAGGUGAGACCAUCUUCAUAUUCUACCUGGGCUGAGCUGACGUGUCACAGCAGUUGUCGUCUACCUGCUCGUCCUUCCUUCGUCUGGUACAAAAAUGGAGACAAAAUUGAGACACAAACAUCUUCUUCUUAUUCAGUCGACUUUGGUGAUGCAGACAGUUAUUCCUGUGCUGUAGCAGGACAUGAGGAUUCCCCCUCUCCUCCAGUGUGUGUUCGUGGUCAAUCCUGCAACAAAGUGACGUACGCUGACAGACGCAUCUGUGCUGUCAAAGGCUCAUCAGUGGACAUUUCUUGCACUUACAACAGUUACUACAGAUACAUCAGGUCUAAAUUGUGGUUCAGUCCUGGACGUAGUCUCCAGUGGCAGAGUCCCUCACAGGUGGACUCUCAGCGUCGUGUUCAGGUCCUUGAUGAAGGUGGAGGACGCUCCACUCUGAGAAUCAGUGACCUGAGAGAGAGCGACUCAGCUGAGUAUCGCUUCACAUUCACAGCAGGAAGCUUUGAAUGGGGGAGGAGUUUACCUGCUACAACUCUGACUGUCACAGAUCUGCAGGUGCAGGUGAGACCAUCUUCAUAUUCUACCUGGGCUGAGCUGACGUGUCACAGCAGUUGUCGUCUACCUGCUCGUCCUUCCUUCGUCUGGUACAAAAAUGGAGAGAAAAUUCAGAAACAAACAUCUUCUUCUUAUUCAGGAUACUUUGGUGAUGCAGACAGUUAUUCCUGUGCUGUAGCAGGACAUGAGGAUUCCCCCUCUCGUCCAGUGUGUGUUCGUGGUCAAUCCUGCAACAAAGUGACGUACGCUGACAGACGCAUCUGUGCUUUCAAAGGCUCAUCAGUGGACAUUUCUUGCACUUACAACAGUGUCGUUUAUCCUGUUAAAUCUAAAUUGUGGUUCAGUCCUGGACGUAGUCUCCAGUGGCAGAGUCCCUCACAGCUGGACUCUCAGCGUCGUGUUCAGGUCCUUGACGAAGGUGGAGGACGCUCCACUCUGAGAAUCAGUGACCUGAGAGAGAGCGACUCAGCUGAGUACAAGUUCAGGUUCAAAUCAAGCCAACAUCAUGAGAGAUUUACUGGUUCACCUGGAGUCACUUUGUCUGUCACAGAUGUCCAGGUGAAGGUGAGCAGAUCAGGGGUCUCCCAGUCUUCUAACUCAGCAGAGCUGAAGUGUCACAGCAGAUGUCCUCGACCUAAACGUCUUCACUACAUCUGGUACAAGAAUGGACAGAAGAUUGAGGGACAAACAUCUCGUCUUUAUUCAGUGUCCUCUGGUCCUGCAGACAGCUUUUCCUGUGCUGUAGAAGGAUAUGAGGCCUUCCGCUCUCCUCCAGUGUUGGUACAGGGUCAGGAUGGCUGGGCAGUGACUUACACUCCUACUGAGAUCUGUGCCUUAAGAGGAUCAACAGUGGACAUGAGAUGCACCUACACAUACCCAUCCAGUAUGAAUGGCCUGAAACCCACCGUUGAGGAAGCAACCUGGUUUGUUAAAAUGAACAGAAAUGAACCUGUGGAUGUGGAAACAGACCCACAGUAUUCAGGUCGUGUGAUCCUUCAGUGUGGUGACAACAACUGCACUCUGAGAAUCACAGACCUGAGAGAGAGCGACUCAGCUGAGUACAAGUUCAUGUUCAAAUUAAGCCAACAUAAUGAGAGAUUUACUGGUUCACCUGGAGUCACUUUGUCUGUCACAGCACAUUUAGAUGUCCAGGUGAAGGUGAGCAGAUCAGGGGUCUCCCAGUCUUCUAACUCAGCAGAGCUGAAGUGUCACAGCAGAUGUCCUCGACCUGAACGUCUUCACUACAUCUGGUACAAGAAUGGACAGAAGAUUGAGGGACAAACAUCUCGUCUUUAUUCAGUGUCCUCUGGUCCUGCAGACAGCUUUUCCUGUGCUGUAGAAGGAUAUGAGGCCUUCCGCUCUCCUCCAGUGUUGGUACAGGGUCAGGAUGGCUGGGCAGUGACUUACACUCCUACUGAGAUCUGUGCCUUAAGAGGAUCAACAGUGGACAUGAGAUGCACCUACACAUACCCAUCCAGUAUGAAUGGCCUGAAACCCACCAUUGAGGAAGCAACCUGGUUUGUUAAAAUGAGCAGAAAUGAACCUGUGGAUCUGACAACAGACCCACAGUAUUCAGGUCGUGUGGAUGUUCAGUGUGGUGACAACGACUGCACUCUGAGAAUCACAGACCUGAGAGAGAGCGACUCAGCUGAGUACAAGUUCAGGUUCAUAACAAACCAACCUGGUGGCAGAUAUUCUGGUUCACCUGGAGUCACUUUGUCUGUCACAGAUCCAGAUCUGCAGGUGCAGGUGAGACCAUCUUCAUCUUCUACCUGGGCUGAGCUGACGUGUCACAGCAGUUGUCGUCUACCUGCUCGUCCUUCCUUCGUCUGGUACAAAAAUGGAGAGAAAAUUCAGACACAAACAUCUUCUUCUUAUUCAGUAUACUUUGGUGAUGCAGACAGUUAUUCCUGUGCUGUAGCAGGACAUGAGGAUUCCCCCUCUCCUCCAGUGUGUGUUCGUGGUCAAUCCUGCAACAAAGUGACGUACGCUGACAGACGCAUCUGUGCUGUCAAAGGCUCAUCAGUGGACAUUUUUUGCACUUACAACAGUCAUGAAUCUAUCAGGUCUAAAUUGUGGUCCAGUCCUGGACGUAGUCUCCAGUGGCAGAGUCCCUCACAGCUGGACUCUCAGCGUCGUGUUCAGGUCCUUGAUGAAGGUGGAGGACGCUCCACUCUGAGAAUCAGUGACCUGAGAGAGAGCGACUCAGCUGAGUAUCGCUUCACAUUCACAGCAGGAAGCUUUGAAUGGGGGAGGAGUUUACCUGCUACAACUCUGACUGUCACAGAUGUGCAGGUUCAGGUGAGCAGAAUAUCAGUCAGUCAGUCUUAUACUGAGGCAGAGCUGAAGUGUCACAGCAGCUGCAGUCCAGCAGCUCGUCUUUCCUACGUCUGGUUCAGGAAUGGAACGAAAAUCUCAGGGGUGGAAACGUCUUCUUAUAAAGAUGGCUUUUAUGUGGGAGACGUCGUCUCUUGUGCUCUGAAAGGACAUGAGGAUUACGUCUCUGCCUCAGUGUAUGGUCCAAAGCUUCCCUCUGUGUCAGUGAGUCCCUCUGCUGAGAUAGUGGAGGGCAGUUCAGUGACUCUGAGCUGCAGCAGUGAUGCUAACCCAGCAGCUAAUUACACCUGGUACAAAACUAAUGGAAAUGGAGUCAGUUUUAAAUCCCAGCUUGUCUUCAGGUCCGUCCAGUCCUCUGACUCUGGACAGUAUUACUGUACAGCUGAGAACGAGCUGGGGAGGACGACGUCUGAGUCCAUCUCUGUGGAUGUGAAAUCUGGUCCAAAGCUUCCCUCUGUGUCAGUGAGUCCCUCUGCUGAGAUAGUGGAGGGCAGUUCAGUGACUCUGAGCUGCAGCAGUGAUGCUAACCCAGCAGCUAAUUACACCUGGUACAAAGAGGAUGAAGACUCACCAAAAGCAUCAGGACAGAACUUCACCAUCACUGACUUCAGAGCGGAACACAGUGGGAAUUAUUCCUGUGAAGCCCAGAACAUAAGAGGAAGUCAUAGGAACACCUUACAUCUGACUGUUGUGGCAGCAUCAGGUAUGUUAGCAGCUGCUGGAACAAUCCCUGUGGUUCUCCUGGCUGUCAUAUCCCUCUCUGUCUACCUGUGGAUCAGAAAGAAGAGGACGUCCAAUGAAUCUUCUGAGGCUGAAGAGAGACCAGACAACAGGGAACAGGAGGAGCAGGGUGAACUUCAGUACGCCAGCAUCCACUUCUCCAACAACCGGGCAGAUCCUACUCCACUCUACUCCAACCACAGUCCAGCUGGGCUUCCCAGACACAUGGAGCAGCAGGAAGUCAGUGAGUACGCUGCUGUCAGAUUUAACAGUGGCAGUACUGCCCCGAGAACCAGAGGUCAGCAAACUGGACAGGAUCCAGCUGCUUUGUACAGCACAGUCAGCAAAAUCAGAUGAUCUCAACAGGCGUCGCAUUUCUACUCUGAUGUUUCCGUGUUUCUUCAUAAGAGUUACACUUCAGCUGCCUUUUUAAAAACCUUGUGUUAAACUUUAGCUGUCAUUUAAAGCUUGUGCAGCAGCCUUCAAAGUGCAACAAAAGACAGACAAACACAUGACGUUGCUAUGCCAACCACUGGCUGGCUUACAUCACUUCAGUGUUCCUGUUGGUGAGGAGACCCCAAAUUUGUCAGUUCAGGUAAGACUAAAUACACGAACAAAGUGUUCACAGGACAAACCACCUCAGUUACAGGCAUCACAAACAACUGGCAUGUAUUUUAGACAGCUGAUGGUCAGUAGAAGGAAUUCUGUGUGUAAUCUGACAUUUAUUCAGCCUAUGUUGUGCACAAAUGAUGAUCAUCUAGGAUUUCUGAAUUUAUAUUUACUUUUUUUUUUUUUUUAAUUCUUUUCUUUGCACAAAUACCUGCACAAUUCUUAUAGUCCAGGAUAAUGUAAAGCGUUCUAUGUAGCUUUUUAAUGUCAUCUUUCUGAUUUCCUUUAUUUUGUAUUUGUUUCUUUCAACCAGAUCUUUUUUCUGUUUCCUGAUAUUUUAACCUUCUUUUGUUCUACUGUAACAUGUGAACUCAUCCCUCAAUAAAGUCUUAGCUGAUA
Scatophagus argus is the source of this 8751-nucleotide messenger RNA. Its product is annotated as titin-like. Lineage: Eukaryota; Metazoa; Chordata; Actinopteri; Scatophagidae. The transcript is spliced from 33 exons. The coding region runs from base 1006 to 8100 and encodes 2364 amino acids. The record is from RefSeq and is a predicted model, not a curated record.